GAAGAGAGCGAGGGCAGGGAAAGUUACAAGGUGUGCACGUUGUUUAUGUGUCAAGGAACAGAGAAGGAACGAAAGACAGAGAAAGUUUGGCAGAAAGUUUGAGAGAGAGAGCGAGAGAGAGAGAGCGAGAGAGAGAGAGAGAGAGAGAGAGAGAGAGAGAGAGAGAGAGAGAGAGAGAGAUAGAGAGAGAGAGAAGCAGCGUGGUCUAGAGAGAAAAAAGGGGGUGGAGACAGUUUAGAGAGAGGAGAGGAGAAGAGAGAGAGAGAGAGAAAGGAGAGGCUGGGAGAGAGAGAGAGAGAGAGAGAGAGAGAGAGAGAGAGAGAGAGAGAGAGAGAGAGAGAGAGAGAGAGAGAGAGAGAGAGAGAGGAGAGGCUGGGAGUUGACAGAGGUUUCCCAGGCGUCAGUUCACUCCACUCCAGACCAGCUCAGCACAGCACAGCACUGCACACGCAGCAACCAGCAACCAGCAACCAGCAACCAGCAGCCAACAACUAGGACACGGAACAGAAGCAAGCAGCUGGAGCUACAGAAUCCUCUCCACCCCUUCUACAUUCUGGAACCAAAGAACUACAGAACUACAGAACUACAGAAUAUAGAACUUUAGAACUUUAGAAUUUAGAACUCUACCACCUGAGACCAAAGGAGCUCCACAAGGAGUCUACGAAAACACAAACAACAAGAACAGAGUUCAGCUGAGCAGGAGAGCUGAACUAUUUUUUUUAUUCUGGUUGCAGAGACUUUGACUUUCCACUUCUCCUCCUGUCCUCUGCCUAUUCUCCUAUCCUCCUUUUCUUGUGUCUCUCCAUUCCUGAUCCACUCCUCCACUCUUUCCAACUCCACUCCUCCACUCCUUUACUCCACUCCUCCGUCCCCGAUGGGUGAAGACGCGGUGCAGGUUGAGCGCAUGAUGACCCACGAGAGCCAGGAGCUGGUGGUGCCCAGCCCCAGCCCCACCCAGUCCCCCUCCCCCAGCCACAGCCUCUCGCAGCUGGGCACGACGGCCGCCGUCACCAACGGCACCCCGGACCCUGGAGCCCCCGGAGCUCCUCCGGGAGUCACCCCAACCCCGCCCUCACCGUCGCUCGGAGGAGGAGGAGGGGGCACCCUGACCAGGGAUGGAGCGGCGUCCCCAACGGGGGUCAACGCCAUCACUGUGCUGACCCUGCUGGAUAAGCUGGUCAACAUGCUGGAUCAGGUGCAGGAGAACCAGCACAAAAUGGAGGUGCGUCAUGCCGAUAUGGAGGGGUCCGUGCGUGGGAUCCAGAACGACAUGACCAAGCUGUCCAAGAGCCACACGUCGACCUCCAACACGGUGAGUAAGCUGUUGGAGAAGAGCCGCAAGGUGAGCGUCCACAUGAAGGAGGUGAAGGACAAGAUGGACAAGCAGGCGGGACAGGUGAAGAAGCUGGAGGCUAACCAUGCACACCUGCUCAAGAGGAACAACUUCAAGGUCCUCAUCUUCCAGGAGGAGAACGAGAUCCCGUCCAGCGUGUUUGUGAAGGAGCCGGCUCCGUUCCCCCGCGAGGAGGACGAGAACGCCCUGCAGGACGGGAACCGCGUGGCGGAGGAAGGGGGCGUAGAGGGGGGCGUGGAGGGGGGGCUGCAGACCAUCAACCUGUCCUCCGAUGAGGAGCUGGGGGGGGAGGAUGACGAUGAGCUGGACGAGACCCUGGCAGCGCUGGAACUGCAGGGGGGCAGCCUGGAGAGGUCACGCGCAGACAAACUCAAACGCUCCAGCCUCAAAAAGGUGGACAGCCUGAAGAAGGCUUUCUCCCGCCAGAACAUUGAGAAGAAGAUGACGAAGAUCGGCAACAAGAUGACCAUCACAGCGGAGCAACGCGAGAAGAUCAAGAAGAGCCUGACGCCCCCACACCCCAAGACAUCGCCCUUCAAGGUCUCUCCGCUCUCCUUCAGCAUCCGCAAGAACAGGCCCAGCAGCACCGCCAGCGCAGGAGCAGGAGAGGGGGAGAAGGCCCCUGAGGGAGAGGCCGGCGUGCCGGAGGGAGAGGAGGGAGGAGAGGGCGUGGCUCCCACCGCGGUGGCGUCCAUCGAACUCACACCAAUCAGCCCAACCGAAGACAUGCCCUUCACAGAGCUCCACCCACAGCUCGCCCCCGAUGCCGGUGAGGAGCUGAAGGCUGCGGAGGAGGCCAUGGAGAAGGAGGUGGGAGGAGGAGGUGCUGAGAAGGAGGAAGAGGAGGAGGAGGAGGUGAGCGCCGAGUACGCCCUCUCCGCCACACUCCCCCAGGACGCCUCCGUAUGCAACGGAACACAGGGAGCAGGAGGAGACGAAGAGGAGGAGGAGGAGGAGGAGGUGAAGGAGGAGGAGGAGAAGGAGGUGGCUGGGGUGAAAGAAGCGGCGGCAGAGGAGGAGAAAGAGAAGGAGGUGAAAGGAGAGAGCGGAGGCGUUGCGGCGGUGGUGAAUGACGGAGGAGAGGAGAAGGUGGCGGAGGCCUUGGCAGAGGCGGCGGCUGAGGCAGCGGUUCCCAUGGCUGAGCAACGUGCCUCCUAAACACACACGCACGCAUGCACACACACACACACACACACACACACACACACACACACACACACACACACACACACACACACACACACACACACACACACACACAGGAGGCGGCGGCUGAAGCAGCGGCCCCCAUAGCCGAGCAACAUGAUUCCUAAACACACUGCCCUCCCUAUGUUGUCUGAGCCCAACACACAUACACACACACAUACAUGUACAUGGAUAUGCAGACACACGCACACGCACACACACACACACACACACAUACACUCAUGCAGACACAUGAACACAGACAACCAUACAGUAUAUACAUAAACAACUACACAUGCAGACACACAUUUACAGUACUUAUACACCACACCUUCUCGCCUUAAAAUCGAAGAUUUGCCUGACACACAUUCAUUUUUCCUCCUCUAUACAUGUGACACCUGUCAUUGUUUAGUCACUGCCCAUCACAGCAACAACUACACCAACAGGCAUACAGCCCAUACAAUACAGUCCACAUCUUCCUUCAAAACGAGGCCACUCACAGCAGAGGCGUACAGUAUAGCCACCAUAAUAUGGUGUACCUACAACAGGUACCACAGCAGCACACCAGACACCACGCCUGUGCAUGCAGACCAGCACCAACAGUUUCGCAUCAUACCUGGACACUGGACGACAGACAUCACCUCUGAACUCUGGACACAACGCAUCAUAUUACCUGAACACAGCAGGGGUGCAUUUCUGGAAACCAUAGUUGCUAACUAUGUUAGCUACUUUGUUAGUUGCAAUGCAAUUUCCCAUUAGCGACUACACAAGUUGCUAACUGCUAACAACUACGCAUUCGAGAAAUGCACCCCAGACCAGGUGUAGCCGAGGUCACCCUGCGCUAGUCUGCCACUAGUGGGUCUCGAACCCGUGACCUUCCGGGCAACGCUGCAGUUUGGCAUGGGAGGCACAGCACAGCAUGAUACCGCUGAGCUGAACAGCUAGAAGUCUGCUAGUUGGCAUCCAUUAGUUUCACUGGCAUCAUACCAGGACACUGGCACCACCCCUCGACUCCAGCCACCAUACCUGGAUACCUGCUUUCCAAUAUGCGGACUCCCGUCCUCGGUCUGUGCUUGUGGCCUCGCGUUUUGCUUAUGCCCGACUCGGUGGAGAAAGCAAUAAAGUUUCCCCGCUAUCAGCCCAGCCCAGCCACAACUACUUUCGGGGGCCUAUUCUUCAUUCACCAUCCCAAUUGCAAGUGCGAAAAUGACAUCGCAAGGCCACACAAGCAGGCAAGUGAGCAAGGAAGGACGGAAGUUCGCAUAUUAGAAGGAACCCCAUACAUCACACCUGGACACUGCCUGAACAUUGGACAUCACCCUCUCCAACCUCCUCGAUG
Engraulis encrasicolus (European anchovy) is the source of this 3878-nucleotide messenger RNA. RefSeq names its product caveolae-associated protein 2-like. The record is from RefSeq and is a predicted model, not a curated record. Bases 875 to 2512 code for a protein of 545 amino acids. Lineage: Eukaryota; Metazoa; Chordata; Actinopteri; Clupeiformes; Engraulidae. Gene Ontology annotation, molecular function: protein kinase C binding. The transcript has 9 exons. Gene Ontology annotation, cellular component: cytoplasm; caveola.